AUGGAGGAGGGGAGCUUGCAGGAGGAAAGAGAUGGACAGGAGGAAGAUUGGGGGGAUGCUGAUGUGGCUGAUGGCGAUUGGCCGAAGCACCAAGUGGGAUUUGUUCAACGCAGGUACGCAUUGCAGAAGAACUUCGCACGGGGAGGAUUCGGAGAAGUGUGGCUGGCUGUGAGGAGGGAACCCUGUCACAGGCCCACCAGUGCCCAGCUGCCUGCACAUCCCCCACCUCCUGCUGCGAAAGCGGCUGUCAGUUUAGGUGAAAAAAGCAAGUAUGAGUCAUCGGGUCGGGACAGUGUUGCUGUUGAGAGGCCUGUGGUUGAGAGGGGAGAGGAGGCAGGAGAGCUUAUGAGGGAAGAUGAGGGAUUGCGGUAUUCAGAGUGGCAGGAGCAGGUCGAGGGCGAGGAGGAGGAGGAGAAGGAGAGGGUAAGGGGAGAGGUGAAAGAGGAAGGGGGAGAAGUGAAAGAGGGAGGGGAGGAGGAGAAGAAAGAGGAACAGGAGGAGGAAGGAAAAAGGGAGGUGGGAGAGGAGGAAGAGGAGGAGGAGGAAGAGGAGGAGGAAGUGGAAGGGGUGGGAGAGGAGGAAGAGGAGGAGGAAGUGGAAGGGGUGGGGGAGGAGGAAGAGGAGGAGAACGAGGAAGAAGAGGUGGAUGCCGCGCCACUGUUUGUCCUCAAACGACUACUGGCGGGGGAGGGCGCUCGACUGAGUGGGCUGCGGGAGAAGUACUUUGGAGAGAUGCUCCUCAACGCGACCAAUCUAGUGCUGCCACGUGGCGCCCGUCGGCAUGGAAGAGGCAAAAGGAGGGAUGGUGCUGCCAUUCGUGGCUCUGAAGUCCUUACAGGCAACUUGGAUGGUGAUGUGGAUGCUGACGUGGGCAAUGACAUGGACAGCAACGUGGUGGAUGACGUGGACGAUGAGCUGGUGGACGAUGAGCUGGUGGACGCAAUGGGUCUGCAUCACAUCGCACGCUAUGUGGAGUCAUUUGAAACCACCAGCGGUGGUGGCGGCGGCGGGAGUAGCAGUAGCAGCGAUACCCCCACUGCCACCAGUGUUGAUGCUGAUGCUGACGCUGAUGUCAGCACAGGUGGCAAUGAAGGGCAGAGAGAGGAGGCGAGCAAGGAGCAGGGGAAGGAUUUGUGGCUUGUGUUUGUGCACGAGGGGGUGUCUCUCUCCUCCCUGCUGUAUACGAGUGAUGCUGAUGAUGGGGGGGGAGGCGAAGACGGGGAGGAGAAGGAGAACUCUGCACCAGGAGGGCAAGAAUGGGAGGGAACGGAACAAGAGAAGGGAGAGAAAGGAGAUGGGGGGAAUGAGAAGAGCGGACAGCAUCAGGCGAGUGGGGAGCAUGCAAGCGGGCAGCAGCAGCAGCAGGCAAGUAUCGGGCAGCACAGCAUCAUGCGGCCUUCAAGGUGGUGGCGGUGGCUGCGGUCCACUCAGGAGGGCGAGGAGACUGUCAGGAGCAUUUUAAGGCAGACGCUGCUGGGCCUUGCUGCUUUGCAAGCGCGCAACAUAACCCACAGGGAUAUCAAGCCAGAGAACAUUAUUCUCAAGCCUCAGACCAGAAGGACGAGCAGGGGGUCUAAGUCAACACCAGCCCAGGAAGCCAAGGGGAAGCAUGCUCAAAAGCGGGCAGAAAGGCGUGCAUCCUAUGUGCCUGCACCUGACUCCUCCUCCCCACCGUCAGCGGAAGUGGGAGAAUCGCCAGCAGCAGCAACAGAAGCAGAAGGAUCACCCUCGUCAGCCAAUGAGAGUGCAGCACGUGGCCCUGAUUCCAUGGAAAACCCGCUGCCGGAUUUCAACGCUGACAUGCACGUUCGUGUGCUAGACCUGGGUUCAGCUGCCGACCCUCACUCUGUUCGCUUCCUCUACGGCCCAACAGGGCCUUCCAGCGCAGAGGAAACAGAGCUGUACUCGCCGCCUGAAGUGCUGCUGCUGCCACAGAGCAUCCCCAGUGCUGGAGGUGCGGGGGAAGGUGCGGGUGCACCUGGAGAAGCAGGGACAGCAGCAGGGGGAGGUGCGACUGGGAAAGGCGCAUCUGGGGGAGGUGUUGACUGCACGCGGAACAGCUCCAGCAGCAGCUGCUUCCACGUCAGCAGCCGCAUGCACUACGGCUACGACAUGUGGAGUGUGGGAGUGCUAAUGCUGGAGCUUCUCUUUGGCUCGCCGCACGUCUGGUCUCUCCCCCCUCGCACCCAGGCACUACUGGAUCGCUCCCUGCAAGCCGCCCAAUGGCCCGAGUCCACCCGGCGAACUGCCUUCCUCUUGCGCGCGUGGAUGGAGCUCUGCAUCUUCACGCCUGCAGUGUUUGAAGCGGCGCCAAGCGAGGGGGCUUCUGCAGCAGUGGAGGAGGAAGGGCCAUCUGCAGCAGCGCAAGAGGAGGAACCGUUUGCAGCAGGGGAAAAGGAGGGGCCGUCUGUAGCACAAAAAAAGGAGGGGACGCCUGUAGCAGGAGAGGAUGAGGGGGGGUGCAGUGAAGCAAGCAUUGCUGCACAACUGAAGCUAAGGGACCCGCUCAAGAAAGGGCUCCCCAGUAUUUGGGCCCUGCGACUGCUGAGGCGACUGCUGCAAUGGUACCCUGGAGACCGGAUAACUGCACGCGAGGCUCUGCAGCAUGCGUACUUUCGAUCAGAAGCACCCCGAGGAUUCAAGUGUCCAACAUGUGGGCAAGAGUUUGAGUUUCGUUCGGACUGUCUACAGCAUCAUCGUUUGCACCAUUCACAAACAAAACCUGAUUAUUCUUCCCUCGACAGUGUGUGCGCCGCGUCUCUGAGCGGCACGACGAGCGUCGUCGUCGAUUCGCGAUUCGCUGAGGCGUUCGCCGCGUUCGCCGCUUCGGAGUCGCACUUCUACUACUGCGAUUCCUGCGGCGCCUCGAAGAAAAUCGACGGCCGAUCCCUCUUGUGCGAGCAGUUGGACGCGACCGACCACGUGCGCCGCUCCUCCGCCGCUGGCGCCUCCGCCGCCGCUGGUAGCGCGAACGCGAGCGAGCGUAGGGACAGUGCGAUCCGCGCGCUAGCGGAGUCCAUUCUCGUCGCGUGCCCCGCGCGCCACUCCUUCGCCUUUUCCUCUUCGGGAGCGGACGCCGCCGCUGACGGUUCCGCCGCCGCCGGUGCCGGCGCUGCUGAUGGGGCGUAUGGGGACAACCAUGGCGGCGCGCGUCGUUCGUCCAUGUCAUCGUUCUCCUUCCGCCCGCGCGGCUCUUCUUCCUCCUCCUCUGCCUCAGGCGGACGAAGCUCCGCGUCUUCCGCGCGUUCGCGCCGCUCCUCCGUGUCGUCGUUCGCCUUCCCCGCGCUCGCCUCUCUCCCCGCAUCCCCGCGACCGUCGGACAGCUCGCUGUUCACUAUCGCGGAAGCUCUUACCGAGUCACUGCCGGCCGUCCAAGACCCGGUCUCUCAGACCGCUGUGCCUGCGUCUCCUGCUGACGAGUCACUGCUGGGAGAAACGGACGGGUGUGAUCGGGCGUCGGCGGAGGCGAAAUCGGCGGCGGACGGCAGUUUGCCGCCUGAUCUGAGCGGGUUGAGCAACGGGGAGCUGCUAUUGGUCGCGGCGAGCCGCAUCGCGCUGCUCACCGAGUCGCUGAGCGAGUCGCGCACGAUCAACGAGGAGCUAAUGAAGGAGAAGGACGCGGCGCUGUCGCUCCUGAUGGACACGCAGCGCAAGCUGACGGAGGAGACGACGCGCGCCGUGCUUUCGAUGCCGCGUGUCAGCAGCUCGUGCGAUCUCGCCGGGCUGGGCGGUGACGGAGCUUCUGGUGGGCACGUCAGCUCGCCGCCGCCGUCGCCUGCUGCCACGUCGGCGGUUGCCACGUCAGCGACAGCAGGGUCAACGGGGUCAACGCUGACGGGGCAGAAGGGGAAGGUCUACUUGGACGACGACGACGACAUGGACUACGACGAAUCGGACGACGAAUGCGACGUCCCUCGCAAGCCCGUCGCGCCUGUCGCACGGGUCGCACCAGUCGCACGCGUCGCGCCAGUCGCAGCAGAAGCUCAGUCGGCGGGGAGCGAGGAGGCGGAGUAUGCGCGGUUUCUUGAGCAGAAGGUCGCGGAGCUGCAGGCGACGCUGUCGCAGGCGGAAGGCGCGCUGGAGUCCGCGCGCGCGGAACGCGAAGCUUUGGCGGAAGGCCAGGAGCGCGCGGUUUCCGCCGCAAUCGCGGACGCCGCGGCUUCCGCGGAGCGCGCGCGGGCGCGGGAGGUCGAGCUGAUGGUGGCGCUGCGGGAGGUAGAGGGGCAACUCGCGGCGGAGCGCAGGAGCCACGUGGCGGAGGUCGAUUCGCUGAAGGAAGAACUAGCCGCGGCGCGUCGGGAGAAGGAGGGGUAUGUAACGAGCUUGGAAGCCAUGGCUCGGGUGCUGGAGGCACAGCGGGAGGAGCGGGAUGUGAUUAUUACGAGGUUAGAAGCAGAGAAGGCGGAAAUGGUGGGUGAGCUGAUGGAUGUGAUUGUAGAGGCCGUGGCUGCAGUGGGCGCUGCGAGUGUAGCUGGUAACCCGGUUACUGCAGCUGCGACGGAUGGCUGGAAGGAUAGCGCUCCUGUGAUGGAGGUCCGUCGCGCUGAGCUGUUGGGAUCUGCUGCUGCGCUGGAACCAGUUCUGGCUGACGUGGCAACGGUGAACGAGGCGUCUGCUGACGUGGCAUCCAUUGCUGCAGUUGCGGCGGUUGGUGACGUGACGGAUAGGGAAAUUGCGGCAGCUGAGGGUGGUGAGGAGGGAGAGGGUUUCGCAUGGCAAGCGUUUCGAGCUCUUAUUGAUGGUGGUGCUAUGCCUGGUGACUAUAACGAGACUGGUGGGGUGGAGAUGAGGAGUGACAGGACGGCAGCUGCUGGGGACUCAAUGGGAGGUGAUAUUGUGACAGGUGACUCUAUUGAAGGUGAUGCUAGUGAGGUGGAUGUGAUGCAGAGGAGACGAAGGAUGUCGGCCGGGAGGAGGCGGUGGUGGGACCGGGGGGUGAUGGAGCGCGUGAGAGCAUGGGAGUGGCGUGGGGGGAGGCAGAGGGGAGCUGUGACGGAGGGUGGGAGAGCAGAGGAGGGAGCAGGUGAGAGACCAGUGGAGGAGAUGCAGGUGGAGCCAAGGGAGGGGGAGCAGAGGGAGGAGGAGCAGAGGCAAGUGCAAGAGAGGAGGGAGUGGGAUACUGUGGUGGAAGAGCGUGGAGAGAGGGAGCAGGGAAUGUGGGAGGUGGGUGAGCUUGCUGCAAGGGGGAAUUACAGAAGGGGUGCAGAUGUGGGAGGAGCAAGUGGUUCUCUUGGGGAUGAGGCGUGGAGUGAGCAUGCGAUUGGGGGAGGAGUGGUGGAGAGGGGGGAAGUGAGUGAGAGGGGGAGAUUGAUGAGGAUGCUUGGUGAUGACAAGGAGAAUGUGGAGCCUGCAAUGGGAUUUGGGGUCUAG
Messenger RNA from Closterium sp. Yama58-4, 5370 nucleotides. NCBI's taxonomy places the organism in Eukaryota, Viridiplantae, Streptophyta, Zygnematophyceae, Desmidiales, Closteriaceae. The record is from the annotation of a GenBank genome assembly.